Acanthoscelides obtectus is the source of this 234-nucleotide messenger RNA. The record is from the annotation of a GenBank genome assembly. NCBI's taxonomy places the organism in Eukaryota, Metazoa, Arthropoda, Insecta, Coleoptera, Chrysomelidae.
AUGAAAAAACCAUAUACCGAUUCCGGAACAAAGGACGUUAGACACUGCUGUGAAUCGAAGCAGAUAGUUUUCAUUGUAGGCUUAGGGCUCUUGCACACGAACGUGCGAUCCGCCGACCGGCUGUUCCACCGACCGGCAAGAAAAUCGGAAGAUGUUAUUUUACCCACAUUCGAAUACAACUUAACACACUUGCCGGUAGCGGCUAGUCUGCCGACCGGCCGCCGUUCAUAUUAA